UAUGGCAGCCUUGUGAAGAGAACAUGUGCUUGGCGUUUUUAAUUGCUGUAUUUUAUUAAAGAUUGAGACAUGUCAUAUCAAACAAGUCUAUGAAAGGUCAUAAUAUAAAACAGUCAUGGGCGAAUUUAGGGUACACAGAGUCCGAUUUUUUGAGUAUCAACCUAAGGCUAUUCAGUCCAUUGUAUAUGGAAAAGAAGUAAAUAAGGUUGCCUUAUCAAGGUCUGAUGGUUGUAUUGAAAUAUGGGAUGUAGCCAAUGACUGGUAUCAAGAAAAGAUUAUACCAGGAAGUGAAUCUAAGUCUAUAGAGACCUUGUGCUGGCAAGGAAAGAGACUGUACUCAGCAGGUCUGGAUGGAGAUGUGGUGGAAUAUGAUCUCAAGAAACUAGAACCCAAGGCCACAGCUUCAUCCAAUGCUGGCCCAGUUUGGUGUUUGACCACAGACUCAAAUGGAAAAUUUCUGGCUGCUGGUACAGAGGAGGGCUGCAUUGUUUUAUUUGACACAGAUUACAACUCUCUACAAUAUUACAGAUCUUUUGAUAAACAGGAAGGUCGAAUUUUAUCCAUUGCUUGGAACACCAGUCUAGAGGUGAUUUUGACUGGAGGGGUGGAUAAUAUGAGACUCUGGAGUGUGAAAUCUGGUCAUGCUGUUCAGAGAAUGACUCUAGGGAGGGUGGAGAAAAACAAGGAGACUAUUGUGUGGUGUGUGGCCAUCCUUAGUGAUAUGACUUUAGUCAGUGGAGACUCGAGAGGUAGAACUAUCUUCUGGAAUGGCAAACAAGGAACACAGAUAAAGAGUUUUCAAAAUCACCAAGCAGAUGUCUUGUGUUUAGCAGUUCAUGAGAAUGAAAAACAAGUAUUCUCCUCAGGAGUGGAUCCAAAAGUGGUGCAAUUUCAGUACACCACCACCAGUCAGGAGAGUGACUGGAAUAUGUGGGUCAGAACCUCCGUGUGGUAUCAACACACACACGACGUGAGGGCACUGGCCAUCACAGGGAGGGAUAUAGUGUCUGGGGGAGUAGAUACAAAUCUGCAGCUGAAUCGACUUGGGAAGGAGAAAAAUAAGCAAAAAAUCCGAGCUAUAACUAUGCAUCAGUUGGUGGGUGUGGCUAAAGACAGAAAUGCCCUCCUGCUACAGUAUCCUGAUUAUCUAGAGCUUUGGAGACUAGGAAACACUAGGAAAACUUCAGAUAAAGAUGGUGAAAUGCUUCCAGAGGAAGUUUCCCCUCAGAAACUAAUCCAGCUGAAAACUAAAGAUGGACAACAUAUCUCCUGUAGUGCAAUAAGUUCCAGGGCUAACUGGAUAUCAUACUCGGAUAUUGAUGGAGUCAAACUGUACAAAAUAGAGAUGGAUGACUCAGAGUCAAUCAGCCCUGCAGUCAGCAUGAAGAAGAUAAAGAAAUCCCUUCCCCCUUUCUCUGCCCAUCGCCUCGUUUUCACAGCUGAUGAAAAGUUUUUAGUUAUAGCCACAUCAUGUCAAAAAAUUGUAGUUAUCUCCCUGGAAGAAGAUUCAGUGUCUAUAUACCACAGCUGGGAGGAUUUCACAGAGGAGUCUAUUCAUCUACUAAGUGCGAGUCCAGACAGCAAGCUGGUGGCCGUGGCAGACCUGUCUUACAAAGUAUCUGUGAUAGGACUGGAGUCUAAAGAGGUUGUAUGCCAAUUACCCAGUUAUAGGUCAACAGUAACAGCUAUGACCUUUACGUCAGACAGUGGGAAAUUGAUCACAGCACAUGCAGACCAAAAGAUUUACGAGUUUGACAUCCAUAAAAGGGAAUAUAGUGACUGGUGCCGAGAAGUGUGUAACAGUUUCCCGGAUGCUUGGACGCGGCGGCACCAAAAGAUCUUCUGUAUAUCUACCUCACCACGUUACCCUGAUAAAAUAUUCUUUUGUGACCUGGACAAGUUUUUCAUCCUAGAUAAAACUCAGCCGUUCCCAGACAGAAAAACAAAACCUUUUGACCUGGUGGCUAGACCAAAUUCUUCAAAAGUGACAGCCUUUCAUGUCUGUACAAGAUUUCGUUACCUAAUUCAUAUGGACUUUGUCAAAGAUGAUUGGGUGGUCAUGGUGGAAAGGACUAAAUUAGCCAUGAUGGAAUCACUUCCAAUGGCUCUACAACAGAAAAAGUUUGGAACCUGAGGAGAGUUCAAAUAAUAAGUUAAUGAGUUGAGUUUCUAUCAGG
Messenger RNA from Saccostrea echinata, 2177 nucleotides. Its product is annotated as U3 small nucleolar RNA-associated protein 4 homolog. Gene Ontology annotation, molecular function: RNA binding; protein binding. Gene Ontology annotation, biological process: maturation of SSU-rRNA from tricistronic rRNA transcript (SSU-rRNA, 5.8S rRNA, LSU-rRNA). Bases 116 to 2134 code for a protein of 672 amino acids. The record is from RefSeq and is a predicted model, not a curated record. NCBI's taxonomy places the organism in Eukaryota, Metazoa, Mollusca, Bivalvia, Ostreida, Ostreidae. Gene Ontology annotation, cellular component: 90S preribosome; t-UTP complex; small-subunit processome. The transcript is spliced from 19 exons.